CAGUUUGACCCCAGGGUCUUUAAGCUGUAUAAAACAAUAACUAAAUAAAUUUUACUUGGGCUGUGAUGGUGGCAGAUUUUUACCACUUUAUCACCAUCACAUCCCUAGACAAGACUGUUCAGCUUUUAACAAUAUACCAAUUUUUUAUUUUAGAGUUCAUUGAAGAAAAAGAGGAAAAUGAAGAAUACAGUGAAGUUGAGGAGAAAAAUAAUGUCAAAACUGGUGGCAAAACUUUGAGUUGCUCUCAAACCAAACAGAAAGAUUUAAAGAAAAAAAGAGUUAAGGUAUCAUUCACCUGCACUCAGGGUGGAAAGAGUUUCACAUGUAAAUCAAAUCUUAAGCAUUACAUGAGAGUUCAUACUGGAGAGAAACCAUUCACUUGCAAUCAGUGCGGGAAGAUUUUCAAACAAUCAUUAAACCUUAAGGAUCACAUGAACAUCCACACUGGAGAGAAACCUUACAAGUGUUCACACUGUGACAAGAGAUUCAGUCAUUUUUCAAGUCUGAAAACACAUGAGAGGAUCCACACUGGAGAGAAACCUUACAAGUGUUCACACUGUGACAAGAGAUCCAGUCAGUCAGGAAAUCUGAAAAAACAUGAGAGCACUCACACAGGAGAGAAACCUUACAAGUGUUCACACUGUGACAAGGGAUUCGCAGUGUCAACAGAGCUGAAAACACAUGAGAGGAUUCACACUGGAGAGAAACCUUACAAGUGUUCACACUGUGACAAGAGAUUCAGUGUGUCAUCAAAUCUGAAAAAACAUGAGAGGAUCCACACUGGAGAGAAACCUUACAUGUGUUCACACUGUGACAAGAGAUUCAGUCGGUCAGCAGGUCUGAAAAAACAUGAGAGCAUCCACACUGGAGAGAAACCUUACAAGUGUUCACACUGUGACAAGGGAUUCAGUGAUUCUACACAUCUGAAAACACAUGAGAGGAUCCACACUGGAGAGAAACCUUACAUGUGUUCACACUGUGACAAGAGAUUCAGACGGUCAGCAGGUCUGAAAAAACAUGAGAGGAUCCACACUGGAGAGAAACCUUACAAGUGUUCACACUGUGACAAGAGAUUCGGUGAUUCAUCAAGUCUGAAAACACAUGAGAGGAUUCACACUGGAGAGAAACCUUACAAGUGUUUAAUCUGUGACAGGAAAUUCAGUGAUUCAUCGAGUCUGAAAAGACAUGAGAGGAUUCACACUAGAGAGAAAGUACAUCACCGCAAUGUACGUGGGAAGUGUUCCAUUGAUUCAUCUGUUAUACACAAAAACCAACCACAGUAAGGCCCCGUACACGCGGAGACGCAUUUAGCUGUAUAUGUAAAUAUUUUUUAUGGUAUAUGCGUUUCGUCCAGACGGAUCCGGCAUUCGGGGCAGUGAAAACCCUAUU
This is a messenger RNA of Carassius auratus (goldfish), 1389 nucleotides long. RefSeq names its product zinc finger protein 501-like. Gene Ontology annotation, cellular component: nucleus. The coding region runs from base 66 to 1283 and encodes 405 amino acids. Gene Ontology annotation, molecular function: RNA polymerase II transcription regulatory region sequence-specific DNA binding; DNA-binding transcription factor activity, RNA polymerase II-specific. The transcript has a single exon. Gene Ontology annotation, biological process: regulation of transcription by RNA polymerase II. The record is from RefSeq and is a predicted model, not a curated record. NCBI's taxonomy places the organism in Eukaryota, Metazoa, Chordata, Actinopteri, Cypriniformes, Cyprinidae.